This is a messenger RNA of Amaranthus tricolor (Joseph's coat), 1029 nucleotides long. RefSeq lists its product as uncharacterized. The transcript is spliced from 3 exons. Bases 1 to 1029 code for a protein of 342 amino acids. Lineage: Eukaryota; Viridiplantae; Streptophyta; Magnoliopsida; Caryophyllales; Amaranthaceae. The record is from RefSeq and is a predicted model, not a curated record.
AUGGAUAUUCGGGUGAAAACUAAGUCUGAUGGUACUUUUGAGCGCUAUAAAGCGCAUCUUGUUGGUUAUGGUAAAUCACAACGGGAGGGCACUGAUUAUGAUGAGACUUUUAGUCUGGUCGUAAAAUCCACUUUUAUUCGCAUUGUUUUAAGCAUCUCUUUGUUUAAGUCUUGGCCUAUUCAUCAACUGGAUGUUAAAAAUGCUUUUCUCCAUGGUCAUUUGAAUGAAACUGUGUACAUGCAUCAACCUUUGAGUUUUCGUGAUCCCACUCGACCCAAUCAUGUGUCUGACAUUGCUUAUAUUCUAUUGUAUGUGGAUGACAUUAUUCUUACUGCUUCAUCUGAUUCUCUUCGUCAGUCCAUUAUGUCUAAAUUGAGUUCAGAAUUUGCUAUGAAGGACUUGGGUCCUCUCAGUUAUUUCUUGGGUAUUGCUAUUUCUCGGAAUUCUACAGGUCUUUUUCUCUCUCAACACAAAUAUGCUUCUGAGAUCCUUGACAAAGCUGGCAUGUCUCAAUGCAAGCCAACUCCUACUCCUGUUGCUACUUCCAGAAAACUUUGUGCAGAUGCUGGUUCUCCUCAUGAUAAUCCUACUUUGUAUCGCAGUUUGGCUUGGGCUCUGCAGUAUCUCACUUUCACUUGCCCAGACAUUUCUUAUGUUGUUCAGCAAUCUCCCAUUUCUUAUCUCUUGUCAUAUACUGAUGCUAAUUGGGGUGGUUGUCCUGAUACUCGCCGCUCUACUUCUGGUUACUGUGUUUUCUUAGGUGAUAAUCUGAUCUCUUGGUCUGCCAAACAACAACCUACAGUCUCUAAGUCCAGUGCCGAAGCAGAAUACCGUGGUGUUGCUAAUGUUGUCUCUGAAACUUGUUGGGUUCGAAACUUACUUCUAGAGCACCAUUGUCCUAUUCGUACGACUACUCUGCCGACAUUUUUACCAAAGGUCUUCCUCAAGUCCUCUUUGAUGAUUUUCGCUCCAGUCUUAGCGUCCACAAACCUCCCGAUUCAACUGUGGGGGUGUGCUAGAAUAGAAUAA